AUGGCUCAAAUGUUUGAAAAUUCUAACCUUGAAUUUGAUGGGCUGUUAAGAAAAGUUAUCUCUGCUGAUCCCUGUAUGCAAAGAAAUUCUGGAUCCAAGACACCCGUUGCUGUUGUUAAGGCGCAACCAAAAGACAAGAAUGUCGAGAAAGCAACUAAAUAUGUGUCGAACUUUCACGAGGCCUUUCAAGAUCAACCGGAUGUUCGGAUACAGUUUGUUGAUUCGAUUAGUAAAGGGAGACAUGGCAGCAUCAGUGUACCGGAGAUGAUGCUAUCAGUCACCGGUCUUCUAUUGGGUCAAAGAGAGCUGUUGUGUAGUCUCACUGGAUUUCUUCCUCCCGGUCAUACGAUCGGCAUCAUGAGCAAUGACCCUACACAGGUCAUCGUACGCAUACCAGGUCAAAGGUCAGCUUUAAACAGAGACGAGUUGACGCAGUUUGUGGACUCGAUCAGGAGUAACUCAGCAUCUGCUGUUCCAGACGAUCAGAGGGCGCCCCCAGACAUUACGUCAGGGUUGAGUGAACUUAUAGCCCAGUUUGACAAACUCUCAACGACACAGUCAUAGGUGUUUGCUUCUAGGGGCAAUGCAGUCUUUUCAAUUUGAUAGUUGUAGUAGUGAGCAUUGUGUAAAUAAUGUUACAACGUUCGAAAGAUAAUGUGCUUGUAAUUGAAAACAUUUUGAUAUCAGUAAAUGCUAUCUGAUGUCAAGUGAGAGUCAGUAAAGCAGAUCCAGUGCUGGUUGUAUUCUCAAAUAUGGUGUUCAUGUGCUUUUAAUAUUUACUUUGAUUAAUAGUGAAUGUCCAAGAGUGAUGUCAUAUGCCUCUCGCGUGAUUCCAUAAAUGCGUUAACUUAAGUUUAACACAAAUUGUCUCAUCUGAGAUAGUGUGAUAACCUGAUUAGUUGCACCAAGAUAGAUGACAUUUUGUUGUCUCUCUUGUCUCUAAUUUUGUUCAUGAUGUAUGAACAUUAAAAGGUAGAUUGUGCACUUAUUUUAUCCAAUAUCCGGAAAAUACUCAUUGCAUACGUAGACCAAGAUGAACUUUAGCAAUAUAUAAUGAUCAUAAUUAACUUCACAAUUGUAUGUGAUAGGUUGUGACGAUAUUGAACCACUCCGAACUUUUUAUGACCUUCGCCAAGUUAAUUCGGGCCCGAUCUUGGCACCUUCAUACUUUCUAUAAAAGUAUGACGUAAAUGAGGAACUAGGCCUUAGUCAUUAUUGAAAGUACUUAGAAUACCAUGUCAUUUUCCGUAGUAAGUUUCUUUUUACUUCUUGUAUAUUGUUUUUCAUGUCCUUAAUGAUAAAGUCAUUUUCGUACGAUUUGGGGAAUAUCGCAGAUGGCGAUAACCAGGCGUGGUGAUAGCGACAGUUUACGACGUAUGUGAUUACGUUAUUUUCGAACUUUAAGCGAUAUCUUUUUUAAACCCGAGGGGUUUGUCGUAAAGAGGCUGUUAAGAGGUCGUACGGAAACCGAUCAAUAUUUCCAUUCGGCCCCACGGCCUCCCUGCAUAAAUCGUACAGCAACGUACAGAGAUCGUAUUAAGUAUAAGUGGCCGUAAAGAAAUCGUACAACGAGUUAUAGCGAUACCCAUACGAUUUGUGUAACCAGCAUGCCCAAUUUUCUGUUUACUCACUACUCCCUUAUUCUAUUAUUGCGUAUUUGAUAGGCCUUUGUGAUUAAUAUAGUACAAACUCCUGGAGUUUUCACUGUAAAACAAUUACUAUAACAUUUCCAUUCAUCCCUUUCCGUUGGCUGAUAUUUAUUUCACUAUUUGCUUAUGGUAGCUGGCCCUUGUAUUUAUAUUAGCUUUACAAUACAUAUCAAUCAUUAUUGUUUUAAAUUUGUUUUCUGAAUCAUCAGUAAAAGCAGACAGUCCUGCACAAAUGUCUAACCAAAGUCUGCGAUCAAUGUACGAUAUGGUACGAUUAACGCGUAGAAGCUGAGGAGACCGCAAGGCAAUUGCGAAAGGCCCAUACGAUGUCCAAAGGUCCCCGUACGACCAACCCCUUACGGUUCGGAAAAGAAACAGCACGAUGCAUUUCGAUAUUAUAAAUACAUGCGUCGCAAACUGUAGCAAUUAAUGAGAAUUCGUAGAUAAAGUUAUCAUAAUUAUAGCGUCCUUGAGUAAGUGUAGCUGUGGAUUGCGGUCUUAGUAUUCAAUGGGGAAAGAUCAUGAAAACGUAGGGUAAAUACCCCCUACGAAUCAUUUUCUAUCAAGAUGUUAAUCGACCUUUCAUAAAGGGUGAGUUAAUCUUCAAACAUCUGCAAAAGAGGUGCUAUGUAUUUAAUUACUUAAUUUGUCCAUCAAAUUGAAGAAAAAAAUAAUAAUUCAACCAACAGAUGUGUAAUUAUGAAAUAAUAUUAAUUAUUCCCGUCCCUCCCCGACUGACCAAUCAAUUACUGUAGAAAUGCCAAUAAUACUCAAAUCCCUUGUUUCAUUUCUCGUUCUGUUCUUUUAAACAUAUUAUUCACACUGUACAACAUACUUUUCGAAGUAACUUCAUUCAAAGUGUAUAAAUACCAAUGUCUCUAUUAAUAUCCAGGCUGAUGAGGCGUGAGCACAUUGAAGCAUGUUCCCUUUAUCAAAAUGUUCAAUAUUUUAUUUAUUAUUGUUUGUCUUCAUUAAAAAAAAGAAAAUUAAAGGCA
Messenger RNA from Lytechinus pictus (painted urchin), 2644 nucleotides. RefSeq lists its product as uncharacterized. Bases 1 to 564 code for a protein of 187 amino acids. Gene Ontology annotation, biological process: regulation of DNA-templated transcription. The record is from RefSeq and is a predicted model, not a curated record. The transcript has 4 exons. NCBI's taxonomy places the organism in Eukaryota, Metazoa, Echinodermata, Echinoidea, Temnopleuroida, Toxopneustidae.